Scylla paramamosain (green mud crab) is the source of this 2908-nucleotide messenger RNA. RefSeq lists its product as uncharacterized. The coding region runs from base 30 to 959 and encodes 309 amino acids. NCBI's taxonomy places the organism in Eukaryota, Metazoa, Arthropoda, Malacostraca, Decapoda, Portunidae. The record is from RefSeq and is a predicted model, not a curated record. The transcript is spliced from 3 exons.
CCUUGGUGGUGGCGGUGGUGCUGGUGGGGAUGGCGUGGUGGUGGCGCGGGGUGGGGGCAGUGGCUAAUUCGGCGUUAACUGGGCUUGAGUACAGAGACGUGAUCACCUUGGGGGUGCAAACAAGUUACCUGAUCUCCCAGCACACCUUGAUAAGUAAGCCCCCAGACGGCGGGCAGGCGCUUCUGGAGUGCAUGAAAGCCUGUCUGGCCGCCCCUGGGUGCGUUACCUUCAUCAUGUACUCGUCACAAAACCUGUGCUACUUGUCCAGACACGACAGGUGCGCCAAUCCAACGCAUUCCCUCAUCAGCGUCCCAGGACUCAUCACGUACGAGGUGAAGGCCGCGGAUGCGCCAGACGCAGGUACCACCUGCCUUGCCUCCUGCCGCGCCUCCGCCAGCUGUCACACGUGUGGACGCCCCAACUGCAAGGGCGAGCUGUGUGAAGAGUGUUCCACCUCCUGCUGGACCCUGGAACCCCUAGUAGUGGGCACCGUAAGCAUCGUGUUCAGUCUUACAGCCGCUCCUCUGCCCGCCACCUGCCAGAAUGAGUGGCAGCUGGUGUGGAGUGGCGGCACCACUGCCCCGCUGUUCCCGGAUCACACCACGGCCACGUUCCGAAUGCUGGUGGUGCUUACGUACACGGACAUGACGCGCCAAGCGGAGUUCUCCGGAGCGAAGUUCAGCGGCACGUACCUCACGGUGCAGACCUUCGUGACCGGCGACGCUGGCAACGGGUGGUUCGCGCCCUUCGUCAGCCGCCAGAAUAUUUACACCGAAGAGUCUAACCUGUACGCCUUCUUCUACGUCCCCGGCACGCUGAUCGCAUGGGGCGUGGAGUCCUACGUGGAGCAGGUGGCCCGCAACGCCACCCCCAUCACCCGUGGCUACUAUUGGUACCACGUUGACCCAAUCAUCGCCACCACGCGUAUCACCCACAUCAGUCUCUGGAUCUCGCCCUGAGCUGCUGCCGCGUUGGGAUGGACCGCCGGGACGUCUGUGGCGGCGUGUUGGAUUGCUGCGGUGGCUACUCGCUGCCUAGAGGUUCCUGGAAAGUCUUUUGGCGGAGUCCAGUCCAUUCCAGUCCAGCACAGUUCAGUCCAAAUCCAUAUCCCGUUCAGUUUAGUUCAGUCCAAUCCGCUUCAUUCCAGCCCGAUUCAUUCCGUUCAAGUGCAGUCCAGUACAGUCCAUUCCAAUCCACCCCAAAGCAUUCCAGUCCAUUCCAGUCUAUUUCAGAGCAUUCCAGCCUGUUUCAGUCUUGCCUAGAGCAUUUCAGUCCAUUCCAGCCUUGCCCAGAGCAUUUCAUUUCAGUCCAUUCCAAUCCAGUCUAGAAUAUUCCAGUCCUUUCCAAUCUAGCCCAGAGCAUUCCAGUCCAGGCCACAGUAUUCCAGUUCAUUCCAAUCUAGCCCACAGCAUUUCAGUCCAUUCCAAUCUAUCCUAGAGCACUCCAGUCCAUUCCAGUCUAGCACAGAAUAUUCCAGUCCUAUCCAAUUCCAGCAAUCAAUAGUCGUGAUAUAUGCCUCUGUACCGCAUGCCCCUUGUGGUGUGUGUGUGUGUGUGUGUGUGUGUGUGUGUGUGUGUGUGUGUGUGUGUGUUUCUUUUUAUUCUUAGUUGUUUUUCUUUUUUUUUUCUAUUUUUUUUUUCACCUAUUUUUCAUCCAUCUAUUUAUUUUGCCUCUUUUUCACCCAAUGUUCAUCCAUAAUUUUGUGCUACUUCUUUACGACAGAUAAAUGAAACAGUGCAUAGCUGAAGCUGCGGUGUUCUGCUUGCAACAUGAACACACUUGGGCUUUCCAGAACAGCUGACUAAUGUGUUGAGUUGCUGGUCGGGAGUGUUGCCUUUAGAGCGCCACGCACUGACACGCCCCUUCUCAUUGUGUGGGUCUUCUGUUUUCCUCUUUGUUUUUCCUUUUUUUUUCUUUCUCUCUCUCUCUUAUUAUCAGAAAUGUAUGCACUGUUCUCUUCAUUUCCCCACUAUAUUUAUUUUCCAACAGGUACGCCUCUACAGUGUUCUCUGCUCUAUAUGGUUGCAGCAGUCUGACACUUUUAAUGUGAUGUGAAGGUUGCCACGCAUUUAUUUUGUUUUAUUUUGCUUUUCAUUCAGGUCAUCUUCACUAUUUAAGAGAGUUUUUAGAAGAGCGACUGAAUGAAAAGUACAAAGGAAUUCUUUCAAUUUAUAUUUUUUUUCCUUUUUUUUAUUUUAUGGCUUUGGAUUCGUCCCUUGUUUUUUAAUCUCAUUCUUUUUCAUACAUCUCUUCAUUAUUCUUUUAUCAAGUCAACUUUAUUCGUUUUUUUCUUUUUUGAGAAAUGCAGUUGAAUGAAAAGUACAAAGGAGUAACUUCAAUUUCUUUUUUUUUUUUCUUUUUCUUGAUUUUCAUGACUUUGGAUUCGUCCUGACGUGAUCUCCUCGCCCUUGUCUUCCUCCUCUUCCUCUUCCUCCUCCUCCUCCUCCUCUUUAUCCUUCUGAUUCAAAGCCUAAUCCCAAUAUCAUUUUGUGCAGUCCGUGACGAGGAAAUUUCCCCAUUUUCUAUAUUCCCUCUUUGUCCCAUUUUCUUUGUCUUCUCCCCAGCAUCAUUAUAAUUCUUCCUCCUCCUCCUCCUUCUCCUCCACAAACGCUGCCAUGCUAAUAUCACUAAUCCAAUUUGCGGCGCCCCGAUCGUCGGCUCGUGCGGUUCACGUUUCAAUAUUAUAAAAGUUUUAAUCAGGGAAGCGGCGCGGGUGAUUGCUGGACUGACUGGCUGGGUGGUGGUGGUGGUGGUGGUGAUCCAAGGUGGUGGCCGCUGCUGCCUGAAAUAUUGCUGCUGAUGCUACUGUUGUUGUUGCUGGUGUCGUUGGUUUUAGUGUUGUUGCUGCUUAUGUUUCUUUGAUGGUGGUGAUGUAUGGGUGUUAUGAUGAAUUGGGCUAGUUGUGAGA